Molecule: messenger RNA, 1299 nt
Organism: Gadus chalcogrammus (walleye pollock)
Lineage: Eukaryota; Metazoa; Chordata; Actinopteri; Gadiformes; Gadidae
Product: interleukin-21 receptor-like
Exons: 10
Coding region: 115-1299 (394 amino acids)
Biological process (GO): cytokine-mediated signaling pathway
Cellular component (GO): external side of plasma membrane
Molecular function (GO): protein binding; cytokine receptor activity
Source: RefSeq, a predicted model, not a curated record
AAUUAGUAGUAGCACCACUCUCCCUGACAUUUUGGGAAUGUUCUCGACCUGGACCUCCUGAAAGCAUAGGCCGCCAAUCAGAAUGCGCGGGCAGAAGACAUAGUGUGUUCACAGAUGGCGUUGUUCCCCCUCCUUCUGCUGUGCUUGACAACAGGCAGUGUCACGGCAAACAGCUGCACCAAGCCAGAUGGGCUUGUCUGCGUCUAUGAUUACUGGCAGAACGUAAGCUGUGUUCUGAACAACACGGACGGAGAAGCCAAAAACACAGACCGCUGGUUCAAUUUCACAAGAAUACCGCCUGGCGAUGGGGCACGAUUUGAGUGCCGGUUUGAGAGGAACCCGUCCCGCUGUCAAUUCGACACAGGAAUGCUUCUCAGGUCGUACCACGAAUUCCGUGUUCAAUCCUGCAAUUCAUCUGGCUGCUAUGAAAUAUCCCAGUUUAUGCCAGUCGAUUGCGUUCAAACUACGUCUCCAAGUGACGUCAGUGUCAACAGCUCUUUGGAUAGCUUCAUCAUCACCUGGAAGAGCGGAUAUAAAAACCACAUCUAUAUCAAACCCGAAACAUUAACCUACAAGGUCUUGCUUCCGAAAGCUCAUGGGCGCCAUGAGUCUAAACAGAUUCAGGACGGAGAACUGUCGAUAACUCUUGAUUACUCUCGGUUGGAUCUGAGUAGUGAAUAUUGUGUCCGGGUAAAAUCUAAAUAUAAGAACGCAGUCCGGUGGAGUGAGUGGAGCGAGUCGGUGUGUUGGCAACGGGGAGAAGACCAAUCACAGAUGGGUGUGUAUCUAUUGACCGCCGGCGUCUUGUUGCCCGUGUGUGUGUUCGCUGGCCUCCUGCUGUGGCGCUCCGUCCUAUCCACAAGGCUGAAGGUGAGAUCUUUGCUCCAAGUGCCUUCACCAGCGCCCUACUUUCAACCAUUGUUCCUCCACUAUGAAGGCAACCUCCAUGAGUGGCUGUCGUCUCCGGGAGCCUACAUGGUGACCUUUGACCCGGACAGCCGGGUGAACGCCCGACACAUCACCAUGGCGCCCAGGGCCGCCCAGUAUGGGCUGGAGGAGGAGAACUCCAAGCUGAGCCCCCAGCCCGCAUCACCCCCCCAGGACCCGCUGUCCUACAUCAUGGCUCCAGGCGCCGCGGCCUUCGUCCCCCGCGCCCCCCCGCACCCCACCACCAUCGCCGCGGUCGUCGACAUGUCCUACGUGGCGUUUCCGGGCGCCACUGCACUGCUCUGCUGCGCGGAAGAGGCUUCGGAGGCGGCCUCCAUGGACACGAGCCAGGCGGAGUCCGGAAGUGGGUGA